AAAGGAUAGUUUCAAAAAAAACCCCAAUCAUAUAAUGUUUUUAUUAUUUUUGAUCACUCAUUUUGUUGUGGUAUUUUCCUCUUGUUUUUCUCUCUCUUUUCUUUUUCCCUCUUUUCUUUCGCCUGCCUGUAUUUUGCUGUUAUUUUAGAUCUCUUCCACCGUUUUCCUCCGCCACCAGCCGGCGGCUCCACCGUUUUUCCGCCGUCCGUACACCCAGAUUUUUAAAACUCUCUUUGGGUUAGCACCGCUUGUUUUUCAUCUCCAAAAUCUGUCCCUUUUCUUAAAAUAUGUUCUUUAAAAAUUUUGAUUUAAUGAAUUUGGCUUUUGUUAUGAAAAUGUAUGUUUUCCAGUUUUUUUAAUUUUAUUGAUAAUUUUUUUAAUUUUAACGUUGGGCAUUUUGGCUAAUUUGUCAUUUUAUCAAUUUGUACGUUUCCGCUUGCUUAUUGAUAAAGUUGAUUUGACAGUUCUACCCAAAAACGAUAAGUGAAGAGGGUGAAAAAUAUCAAUUUUCUCAUUUAACGUUUUUGCCCUUACAUUACGAUGGUUUAACGGAAUUAACCCUCUUCUGACGUGGCAUGAAAAUGAGUCAUCACCCGCAUAGUAUUUUGACAGCUGGGAUCUCAAGAAAGCGUAAAGAGAGAGAACCUUUUUAUUCAUUUAAACCGUCAAUGCCGGUUCAAUCACCGGUUUAUACCGGUCCUAAACCUCUACCCUCCUCUAAUUGUUCUAACCAGCUUUUAGCUGGUUACAUGGCGCAUGAGUUCUUGACGAGAGGUACGUUGUUGGGUCAAAAAUUCGACCCGGCUCGAUCAGAGGCUGUUCCAGUAAUCGGCUCACUGGCUGGACCGAGAAAACCGGUUGUUAAGCUGGAAACUGAACCGAGGAAUCUUAAGAAAGAGAGCCAAAGUUAUGCUGACGUGGCGAGAAUUUUGAAGGACGAUGGGACCCACAUUCCGGGAAUCGUUAACCCUACUCAACUUUCAAGGUGGAUCAAGAUGUGAAAAAGAAAAAGAAGAUUUCCCAAAAAAUUUGAUAUGACGUGGCGAUAUGUGAUUGGAUGAAAAUUCAUAUCCACGUAAUUGAAGUUUGUACUCUUAUGCAUCUGAUUAUCCCUAUCUUUUUCGAGACUGAUUGUGAGUUUUUCUUCUUGGGUAAUGUUAGUUAAUCUAUGUUUUUUUUCUUUAAUUCGACGUAA
Molecule: messenger RNA, 1195 nt
Organism: Gossypium arboreum
Lineage: Eukaryota; Viridiplantae; Streptophyta; Magnoliopsida; Malvales; Malvaceae
Exons: 1
Coding region: 576-1001 (141 amino acids)
Source: RefSeq, a predicted model, not a curated record